UUUUCGACUCGAUCAGUUUCGUCGUUAACGUUGGGAAAAAUACUAUUAUCCGACUGAGAAGAUAGCAGUUUCUUGCUUUAUUCUGGCAACGAAUGCCUUCGUCGUCUUCUUGGAUCAUUCUACGUUCGUCAAUGAAGUCGUAAUAUGCCGUGUUUAAUUUGUGCCGUUAAGACUAAUUUGAGCUUCUUUGUUCUUUUAUAUCGUCUCGAUAUCGUCACUUGCGAUAACGCACGGUUUGAAUCGCAGAACAGAAAAUCAAAUGUUCUACUAAAAUCCAUGAAGGGGGGACAAACGACAUAUAAAAGCCUUUCCCUUACUUUUUAGUAUUGUAUGUAUCGUUUCUUGCUCGUGACUACGUAACAAGGAAGUACGAUGAAGAGCUACGUCUGUGCCAUUUUAUUGUUAAUGUGCGGAGUAGUUUACUCUUAUAACCCUAUAUAUAGAACUGCAGAAAUUCCAUUACCAGGCUGUAACUUUCACGGCAAAUUUUAUCCUCCGGGUGUACAUACGGUUCAAAGGUGCAAUCAGUUGAUUUGUGACACAGCCGGUCGAAUGGAGUUAACCACAUGUUCUCGACCUACUUGUCCUCAUCCGGAGGAACCUGUUCUCAUGGAAUUCAUGAAGGAGGGCAAGAGUUUUCCAGAAUGCUGUCAAAAAUAUGCUUGUAUUAACAUAGCCAUGAUGUAGGGAUAGUUUUGUAUCAAACUUGUACUCCUUUUGCCAAUAAAAUUGGUAGCAGACCGU
Messenger RNA from Vollenhovia emeryi, 744 nucleotides. RefSeq lists its product as uncharacterized. The coding region runs from base 373 to 687 and encodes 104 amino acids. The record is from RefSeq and is a predicted model, not a curated record. NCBI's taxonomy places the organism in Eukaryota, Metazoa, Arthropoda, Insecta, Hymenoptera, Formicidae. The transcript is spliced from 3 exons.